AUGUUUGCAAGGUGCAGGAUACUUCUGCUUGCAGCGAGUGUGCAGGCUUUCAAGGUCUUUGGAGACGAUAUUACGAUAAUAGUCAGCGACCACGGAAUAGCAAAAGUCCACGCCCUCAGCAACCCCCAGAGUAUCCCUGAGAGUAUUCCGAGGGGCGAACCCUCGGGCCCAGAGAGUGAAAUUUCUGUUCUUUCCUCGAGAUCCACUGCAGAGUCCGAGAAAGAGAAAGAGAAAAAAAACUUCCUUUCCCCCGCAGAGUGUACGAUCGCAGUGGCGGAGAAGCGAGUGAGCAGACGUCAGGAAUUCCUCCUGAGAAAAGCCCUGAUCGAGCGCGGGGGAUAUCUGCAGUACAUCUACAGGAAUAUUUUCCACGGAAUUUCUGCGUGUGGGGGAAUUCCCCCGGGGGAGUUGGAGAAGGUCCUGGAAAGUGUCUCGAAUCGGGCGGUGAAAGUAGAGGCGAGCAAGCAGUAUACGCUCGCAUACAGGCAGGAGAACCUCCCAGAUAAUUUCUACGUGACGAUGAACAGCCAUCAGAAGCUCUUCCGCGUGGAUUGGGCUGACUCUCUCGUGAAUGCGUAUGUGAGAAAUGGGUAUCUCCUGAGACAGUCCAGCCUAUUCCAGUGGUACAGGAACAGAUACUUCCCCCUUCUGAGCAACUACACGGGAAAAGGGAUUACGAUAGAAGUCCUGGACGGAGAUAUUGGGAGAAUCCACAGGGAAAUUCAGGGACGAGUUUCCGUUAUUCGAAAAAAGUCUCAGAGUUCCCCGAGUUCUCACUCGACAGCUGUUAUGACGGCAGCAGGAGGGCGUACUACAGGCCUUGGGAAAGAGUCUAGCCUCAUUUUGCAUCCUGUUUUUUCCUUUGGGGUUGCGCAUCUUCCGGAUAUCCUGAGCGUUCUCGACGGAAUAUCCACGGAAAGCCGAAAAAUAAUUUUGCUGCCUUUUUCCGGGGAAAAGUCUCCUGUUCUGGACGCUUCUCUGAAGGCUUUUUACGACGCAAAAAUUCCCGUUGUAGUUUCAGCUGGGAAUAGUGGAGAGUCUUCGUGCGAGUACAGUCCGGGAAGGUCCAAGUACACAAUUACUGUGGGAAGUCUCUCUCCUAGGGGAUAUCCUGAGAGAUGGUCGAAUGGUGGGGAGUGCGUUGACGUGUACUCUCCUGGGAGUGCGACUGUUGGGGAGGUGAGUGAAAUUUCUCCAGGGACGAAGUACGGGGUAAGAGAGGGAACUAGCAUAUCCGCAGGGUAUACGGCAGGGUAUAUAUCCGUCCUUAUGGAGAGCAAAAAGGCAACUGUACCGGAAAUACGCGCAUAUUUAAGGGCUCAGACGGGAACAGGAGGAGUCCCAAUAGUUCCUGUUCCGAAUGUUGGGAGUGGGGAGGUGAUUGAAAGUGCUUUUUCAUACGGGAAUAUUCCUGCGGAUAUUUUAAUAGUUUUAAUUCCUGCGGGGAUUAUUGCCGCGUUUAUAGGGGGGAGAGUGAAGAGUGCGUGGGAUGGGCGGAGGAAGGGGGAUAAUGGAUUCACGAGGAGAAGGCCAAGGCGGGAUCUCACAGGAUGA
This is a messenger RNA of Nematocida major, 1554 nucleotides long. RefSeq lists its product as uncharacterized. Gene Ontology annotation, molecular function: serine-type endopeptidase activity. The transcript has a single exon. NCBI's taxonomy places the organism in Eukaryota, Fungi, Microsporidia. Gene Ontology annotation, biological process: proteolysis. The record is from RefSeq and is a predicted model, not a curated record. The coding region runs from base 1 to 1554 and encodes 517 amino acids.